CUGGCUCAUGGACCGUAGCAGAGCCCAUCUCAGUUGCCUGUUGGAGUAGCCCACCCCUCUCUGCAGUAUGCAUGUUCGCCAGGGGAUCCGCGACGCGCUCACGUCCCAGCAGCACAGCACUUCACCGGUCAGAGGCCAUCUGCUCAGGAGUCAGCGAUAACCCAGUUGGAUGUGGCAGGCGAAGCGGAGGCGGAAAGCGCGGUGACCGCAGGAACAGACAGUUACUACAGCCUGCCUCUCUCCUCUGAACGUGGACAAUCAUGCAUGUGCUCUUCUGGGGCUUGGGCUUCCUGCUGUUCCCUGAUUUCUUGAGUGUUGUCUCGUCCACGGGGAGAUUGCUUUGGAGUUCAAGCACAGAGAAAGGGAAAUUUGGAGCAUAUGAGAUUGUAACACCAGUGCGGGUGAAUGAAUCCGGUGACAAGUUUCCAACUACUGCGCACUUCAAAAGGAAAAGGAGAAGUUUGGACGGGGGAACCGGUGGCACCGCGGAUCCCUGGGACUCGGCGAAUAUCCACUAUAGGAUAUCUGUGUUUGGAAAAAACUUUCACCUCAACCUCACGCUGGAUUCGGGAUUUAUUGCGCCCAUGUACACCGUGACGGUAUUUGGAGCGGCCCAAGGAGAUAACAGAACGGAUUUUGCAGUAAAUGCAGAAGGAGGAGAGGAGGAAGAUACGGAGUUAAGGCACUGCUUCUAUAGAGGACAUGUGAACGCACAGGCGCAACACGCCGCGGUCAUCAGCUUGUGCUCCGGACUGCUCGGCACUUUCAGGUCUCCAGAUGGGGAGUAUUUCAUGGAGCCCCUACACAGCUAUCAAGGGCAAUACUACGAGGAAGAACACACAAAACCUCACAUCGUCUACAGGAAACGUGAUUCCAAGAAUCAGACGUCUGCAGAAACCUCAGCUUGUGACACUUCAGGACACAAGAGAUUCAACCCCAAGGGGGACAGCGCCAUCUCCCACCCAGCCCCUGCACUCAGCAGCAGUGUAUCUACUGAUCUGGACUCUCUGAAUGCCAGCCUGACCCGUAAUGCUCCGCUCAGAUCAGAGCACGCCACUGCCAGCACCAGACUGUCAAAUGAUAGCAGUGGUGACUCAGGACCUCACAGGAGAUCAAAGCGCUUCCUGUCCUACCCUCGCUUUGUUGAAGUCAUGCUGGUUGCCGACAGCAAAAUGGUGGAACAUCACGGCAGCAACCUGCAGCACUACAUACUCACCCUGAUGUCUAUUGUCUCGUCUAUCUACAAGGACCCCAGCAUAGGCAACCUGAUUAACAUUGUGAUCGUUAAGUUAGUGAUUAUUAACGAGGAGCUGGAUGGUCCAGUCAUUUCAUUCAAUGCACAGACCACUUUAAAGAACUUCUGCAUCUGGCAGCAGAGUCAGAACGUCCUGGAUGAUAACCAUCACUCCCACCAUGACACGGCCAUCCUUAUCACCAGGCAGGACAUCUGCAGAGCGAGGGAUAAGUGUGACACCUUAGGACUUGCAGAGUUGGGAACGGUGUGUGAUCCCUACAGAAGCUGCAGCAUCAGCGAGGACAACGGUCUCAGCACUGCCUUCACCAUCGCGCACGAGCUCGGCCACGUCACAGGAUAUGGUGAGUGCUUGCUUGACGAGCCCGUUUCUAGGCCCUUCAGUCUCUCGCAGCAGCUUCCUGGGAAGAUAUACAGUGUCAAUAAACAGUGCGAAUUGAUAUUCGGCCCUGGGAUGCAGGUGUGCCCCUACAUGACUCAGUGUCGGCGGCUGUGGUGCACUAGCCCAGACAGUGCCCAGCGGGGCUGCAGGACGCAUCACAUGCCGUGGGCAGAUGGCACCGACUGCUCACCUGGGAAGCACUGCAAACACGGCCUGUGCAUAGCCAGAGAGCACAACGCCCUGCCUGUGGAUGGAGCAUGGGGUGUUUGGAGUCCUUUCGGUACCUGUUCACGGACCUGCGGCGGCGGCAUAAAGAUAGCCAUGCGCGAAUGCAACCAGCCCUUGCCCAGGAACGGAGGAAUGUAUUGUGUUGGUCGUCGGAUGAAGUUUCGCUCCUGUAACUCUGAGCCCUGCUCUAAGCAAAAGAAGGACUUCAGGGAGGAGCAAUGUGCUGCGUUUGAUGGCAGGCACUUUAACAUCAACGGUCUACCUCCUAAUGUUCGCUGGGUGCCCAAAUAUAGCGGAAUCCUGAUGAAGGACAGGUGCAAACUGUUCUGCAGAGUUGCAGGCAGCACAGCGUACUAUCAGCUCAGGGACAGGGUCAUCGACGGCACGCCGUGUGGACCCGACACCAACGACAUCUGUGUCCAGGGCCUGUGCAGGCAAGCAGGUUGUGAUCAUGUGCUGAACUCAAAGGCCAGGAGGGACAAGUGUGGCGUGUGCGGAGGUGAUAACUCUUCCUGCAAAAGUGUAGGAGGCACCUUCAACACCACACAUUAUGGCUAUAAUGAAGUCGUCCGAAUACCCAGUGGUGCUACAAACAUAGAUGUACGUCAACACAGCUACUCAGGGAAGCCGGCGGAUGACAACUACCUCGCUAUAUCCAACAGCCGUGGAGAAUUCCUGCUUAACGGAGAAUACGUGGUCAGCAUGUUCAAAAGGGAAAUCAAAGUGGGAGAGGCCGUCAUUGAGUACAGCGGCUCUGACCAUGUCGUCGAGAGGAUCAACUGUACUGACCGCAUCGACGCGGAGAUCGUCAUCCAGGUGCUGUCUGUCGGGAGCCUUUUCAACCCACAUGUCAGGUACUCCUUUAAUAUCCCCAUAGAGGACGAGCCUCAGCUGUUCUUCUGGGAUGCUUACGGGCCCUGGCAGGAGUGCAGCCGCCUGUGCCAAGGGGAGCGGAAGCGGAAAAUUCUGUGCAGCAGAGAAUCGGACCGGGUGGUGGUGUCGGACCAGAGGUGUCAUGGUUCGACUCGACCCGCUGUCAUCACUGAGCUCUGCAACACAGAAUGUGAACUCAGAUGGCACGUGGCUCGUAAGGGCGAGUGCACGGCCCAGUGUGGUCCCGGAUAUCGCACUCUGGAAAUAUACUGCACCAAGUUCAGUCACGCUGAUGGCGAGAUGCACAAAGUUGAUGACCGCUACUGCAGCGGUCAGCGCAAACCUGAUGACAAAGAAGGUUGUCAUGGAGACUGCAACCCUGGUGGCUGGGACUACACGCCUUGGUCUGAGUGCUCCAAAAGCUGUGGUGGGGGAACCCGGCGCCGAGGGGCAAUGUGUCGAAAGGCGUCUGAGGGUAGUGGAGAUGAGAGCAAAUGCAAUCAAAGGGACAAGCUGACUGUCCAAUCGUGCAAUGAUUUCCUCUGUCCACAGUGGAAGACCGGUGACUGGUCUGAGUGCCUUGUAACAUGUGGAAAGGGCUACAAGCAUCGUCAGACGUGGUGUCAGUUUGGCGAAGACCGUCUAGACGACCGCUUCUGUGGCUCGCUCAAACCCGAGUCGGUGCAGACGUGCCAACAGCAGGAGUGUGCUUCUUGGCAAGUCGGACCAUGGGGACAGUGUACUACCUCAUGUGGGCCAGGUUACCAGAUGCGAGCUGUGAAGUGUGUGGUUAGCUCUUAUGGUGCCGUCAUGGAUGACACUGAAUGUAACGCUGCUACAAGACCCACUGAAUCCCAGGACUGCGAGUUAGCCCAGUGUCCUAGCAGCCACCCAGUCACCCCAGGAACUAAAGUCCCUUCUGACCAGGGCCACAAAACCCAAUGGCGCUUUGGUUCCUGGACUCAGUGUAGCGCCAGCUGUGGCAAAGGGACCCGGAUGCGCUAUGUGAGUUGUCGUGACAACCAGGGUGGUGUUGCUGAAGAGUCGGCAUGCGCUCACUUGCCAAAACCCCCAGCCAGGGAGGUGUGCUUGGUGGUGGCUUGUGGGCAGUGGAAAGUGCUGGAAUGGUCAUCGUGCUCCGUGACCUGUGGGCAGGGGAAGACAACACGAGAGGUUCUGUGCGUUAACUUCAGUGACCAGGAAGUAAACACAAACGAAUGUGACGCUGAAGAUCGUCCUGCCACAGAGCAGGACUGUGCCAUGUCUCAGUGCCUGUCCAGUUCCAGUGUGUCCCGACCGUCCUCACCAGACACCAGCACCAGGGGCAACCUGCCCACUGACCAAUCCCAUCAAUGGCGUACCGGACCCUGGGGUGCGUGCUCCAGCACAUGUGCAGGGGGCUUCCAGCGGCGUGUUGUUGUGUGCCAGGAUGAGAAUGGUUACCCGGCCAACAACUGUGAGGAUCGCAAUCGACCCAAUGAGCAGAGAACCUGUGAGUCAGGGCCGUGUCCUCAGUGGGUCUACGGCAACUGGGGAGAGUGUACUAAGACUUGUGGCGGUGGGAUAAAGACGAGGCAGGUGGUGUGUCAUCGUCCAAACGGCGAGCAAUUCAGUGAUCUGAGCUGCGAGAUCCAUGACAAGCCACCAGACCAAGAGCAGUGCAAUACUCACCUGUGUCCUUCGAGUCCUCACUGGAGCACGGACCAAUGGAGCUCGUGUUCUGCCUCCUGCGGAAGAGGCUUCAAGUCCCGUAGGGUGAGCUGUGUGAACGGGUCCGGGCGUUCGAUCCCAGAGGAAAGCUGUCAUCGCUUGUCCUCCAAACCCAGCAAGCAGAAGCGCUGCAAAGGUGGACAAUGCCCCAAGUGGAAGACUGGCAGCUGGGGAGAGUGUUCAGCUUCGUGUGGGGAUGGCCUCCAGAGACGGGAGGUUUUCUGCCAGGUUGGAGAGCGUCGUAGCCCUCUGGAGACCGGCUGUCCUCAUCGCUCCCGGCCGCCGUCCAGCCAGAGCUGCCGCGUCGCAGAUUGUCCUUCUCGGUACCGGUGGAGAGAGGGUGACUGGCAGAUGUGCAGCAAAUCAUGCGGCUCGGGCCACCGAAGGCGUGCGUUGCGUUGUGUGGAUUACAACCAGCAGGAGGUGCAUGAGAUGUACUGUGUGAACCAGAUCAGACCACCAGACAUAGAGAACUGCAACACACAUGCUUGUGAAAUAAUCUGGAUUACUGGAGAAUGGACCAAGUGCUCGGUCAGCUGUGGGCAGGGCUACCGCCAGCGUCUCAUCUCCUGCAGCGAGGUCCACGUAGAGAAUGACAACUAUGAGUACGGUCAUCAGUCUUUGUCCAACUGCCCUGGAACGCCCCCAGAGAGCUACAUGCCCUGUGAUCUGGGUCCGUGCUCUCCACCACCGGAGUGGAGGGCUGGAACCUGGGGACCGUGCUCAGCGAGCUGUGGAGAUGGAGUGAUGGAGAGGACUGUACAAUGUGUGGGGGGAGAAAGUAACAGAUGCUCUGGAGAUGCAAUGCCCAGCACCACCAAAGUCUGCAGCAAUCCAAGUUGCCACCUUCCUUCCAGCUGUCUUGACAUCCAGAGCACGAAUGGUCCCAUUCAGGACAGUGAACACUUUCUUAGUGUUCAAGGAAAAGCUCUCAAGAUUUAUUGUGCAGGAAUGCAGACGGACACACCACAGGAGUACAUCACCUUGGCAACCGGAGAGAAGGAGAAUUUUUCUGAGAUCUUUGGCUUCAGACUCAAUGACCCUACUCAAUGUCCAGCCAAUGGCUCCAGAAGAGAGGACUGUGACUGCCGUCGAGACUACACUGCUGCAGGCAUCACCACCUUCUCUAAAGUUCGCAUAGACCUCAGAAGGAUGCACAUCAUCAGUUCAGACUGGACGUUUGCUUCCACACGGGAAGGCAAAAGUGUCCCGUUUGCAACAGCUGGGGACUGCUAUAGUCUGGCCACCUGUCCACAGGGACAAUUCAGGAUCAACUUGUCAGGAACAGGUUUGAAGGUGGCAGAAAACGCCGCAUGGAUCUCUCAGGGCAACUACGCCGUGGCUAAAAUACAAAAAUCAGAGGAUGGCAGCAGUGUUUCAGGAGUCUGUGGAGGCUACUGUGGGAAAUGUUCUCCUUCCCCCGACAGCAGUCUGCCUGUAACUGUGGAGUAGAUCUCCAACCAUCAGGCAGUGGUCCUUCGGUGCCUGUCUUGUGACCACAUUCCUUCUUCGUGGUGCUACAGCAACCUCCGAGUGCAGACUCGUCUUCCUUUGACUUCACAUGUGUACAGUGUAAAUUAUUCUGGUGUAAGUACUGUAAAUAAAAAUGUCCUUAUUUAUCUUACUCACCAUUUAUUUUUGUAUUGUAAAAUAAUUUAAAGGUUUUGCUGACAAAAGCAAGGACUAAGCCAUUCAUCUGUUUUUCUCACAAACUGCCUUCAAAUACCAGCCUGUUAUUUAACUUUAAGAUUAGUCUUUAAUCCGUGUGUCAAAGCCAUAUUUGUCUUUAUUUUUUCUGUUUUCUUUUCAUCUGUGACUUAUAAUGUGGUUGUGAUGGUCAACGGUCCGUCGGUUCUUAUGCAGUGAGGUGUUUUUGGUCCUCAAGCAGCUUUUGCAGUACUUCAGCUUUCACGUACAGCGCUGUUGCACUUUGUGUUAGCUUCACAUUUCACUGCCUGCCUUAAAAGUACAAUUUCUCUCAGUUUUCUUCUGGCACGUUGUGUUCACAAGCCAGUCGUGUCCACAACCAGGUGUCUGAAGAUGAUUAGACUUCCAGCUGUUUCCUCCAGCUGGAGGCUGCCAUCUAGCGAGGCAGAGAGCAGACUCAUUAGGAGGAGAUUAACAGGGUCAGGUGCAACAAACAUGCCACAUGGAAAGGCCACGUGUGCCUUUGCUGUUUUGACUUUUACUAAACGUCAGCAUCAGGGGGACGAAGUAAACAUAUUCGAUAAAAGAGAUGAUGGGAUGCAACAGUGUAGGAUGUACAGUCCGUAUCUGUUGGGGAUGUUUAGCCGGAUCAAAUUAGACUUUAGGCAUUGCAAACAAGAUCCAAAGGAACAAAUGUUAGAGGUCACAUGAACUGAAGCGUUUUAGCUGAACUGUACAAAACUAACCUGUUCCUAUGUGAUGAAGUCAUUUAUCUUUAAGUUUUAAUAUCAAGCAUACUGAUGAGGCCGUCCCAUCUCCGUAGAGGAAUGAAAGUGAUACUUAGCAACUUUUUCGUAUUUUUAAAUCAUGCAGAGUUCGUGCUUCCAUCAGUUACAGCAAGUGGCCCGGCCCAUCACACUGACACCACUGUGUUUGACUGUUAUGGUGUUCGUUUUUUUUAAAUGCAGCAUUAGUUUUGGACGCAAACCACCCAGAAAGCUCAGCUUUUGUCUCAUCAGUCCACAGAAUAUUCUCCCAAAAGUCUCAGGGAUCAUCAGCAUGUAUUUUUAGUAAAUGUGAGACAGGCCUUUGUGUUUUUAUGGCCGGCACAUAUUUUUGUCUCUAAACUUUCACACGGAUGCCGUUUCUCCACUCAUCUUCUUAUUGUUGAUUCAUGAACAACCUUUAACCUCAACCAAGUGAGAAUUGCGUUCUUUAGAAGUUGUUCUGUGGUUGUUGAUGUAUUGCUUUUUGAGAUCUUGUAGCCUGCUUCAUACAGUCAGAUAGGUUCGUGAAGGGAUUUUGUAAUUCUGCAAGUUUGGAGACUGGCGCCAGCACCAGGCUGGUGGAAUUUAAUUCAGCUUUCCUCACAGUGGGUUAAUAAUGGUGAAUUUAUCAUUUACCAAGGGAGGAAAUUACUUUUUCCGCACAGAGCCAGGUUGGUUUAGAUGAGAUCUUGUGUGCAAAGGGGUACUGAUAAAUCCAUUCCUCAGCUAAAUUCUACCCCCUGUUUGGACCCUUGUAUUAAUUAUCUCUGCUUAUGUUUUCAGGUAAAUUUAUACAUGAUUUUAGGCGUUUAACACCUGAUUAGAUUAGAGCUGUUUUUAAAAUGUGAUUUGUGUCCAGAAAACAUCCUGUUGUAAUUAAUGAAUAAGCUUCUCACCUCCAUAAGCAUAAUAAAAAUGUUAUUUUCAUGGGUUGGCUGACAAGUUGAUUUGUGGUUGGUAUCACCCAACAGCCACCCAGCUUUAAGCCCAAAAAGUGCCAGCAGUGUGACCCCGGAGACAGCUCUGUCCACUGGGUCCACAGGUCCGAAGGUCCGUCCUCAUACUGCUUUUACAGCAGUCCUUCCAUCUCUUCACUCGUUGAAUUAUUUUUUGUAAAACACCUGUCCAAAAUGCUUUAUUUCUGCAUGCUACUGUGUAAAUCCUUCUGAUUUGUUGUCCUUUGUGAAGAUAUCAGGGUACUUAAUGUUUGCUAUUGGUGUUUGCGUCUCUUGUCCGACUGUUUCAGAACUAGACAUUUUUGCAGUUGAGGUGUUUUUCAAGCAGUUCUGUUUGGUGCUAUUUCACUGCCGUGAGUAACAAUGUGCACAUUUCAGCCAAAGAGAAUUCACAACUGUUUUUAAUGCAUUUCAACAAACAUUAGGGACAUAGGUAAGAAACCAUUCUGUGUCUGACUGAAGAUCACAACUGCCAAAUGCACUUCUGAUUGUGAAUGUCAGAUUUUAGUCCUGCAAGGCUCUCAGGUGUUCUAAUGAAGGGGAUAUUUUUUAUUUUAAAGUAUUUAUCUUUUUGUUCUCACUUGCCACAUGUGUAUCAGGUAACUGAAGAUGUAUUAUUGCAUUUACUGAUGUAAAGUGUCUUUUUUUCUUUAUACAGAAAUGUAUUUCUUUAUUUUACAUGCAACUAUUUAAUUGACCUUUUAUUGUGAAUGUACAUAAGCCUUUGCCUUGAAUGAUGAGUAUUGCCUCAUAAUAAACCAUCUGGCAGUAUA
This is a messenger RNA of Nothobranchius furzeri (turquoise killifish), 8588 nucleotides long. Lineage: Eukaryota; Metazoa; Chordata; Actinopteri; Cyprinodontiformes; Nothobranchiidae. The record is from RefSeq and is a predicted model, not a curated record.